Xenopus tropicalis (tropical clawed frog) is the source of this 2397-nucleotide messenger RNA. RefSeq names its product solute carrier family 36 (proton/amino acid symporter), member 4 (gene slc36a4). The record is from RefSeq and is a predicted model, not a curated record. Lineage: Eukaryota; Metazoa; Chordata; Amphibia; Anura; Pipidae. The transcript has 12 exons. Gene Ontology annotation, cellular component: membrane. Bases 559 to 2088 code for a protein of 509 amino acids. Gene Ontology annotation, biological process: proline transmembrane transport.
AACAUGUUUAUUUUUUUAGUGUUACUGUUCCUUUAAACGCAGGUUCAAGGUGGGUCAGUGACUCCGUGCAAGAUGCAGUUACAUGUGACCAGUAACGGCGCCCUACAGGUUAAUUUUGUGUUUGCGGAGGAUUGUAGUACUGUAACUCUACCCCCGGACCCAGGGAGUCACAAUACAGCUAUAUAAAUAACCUUACUUUUUCCAUUAUGCCCUUUUUUCCCCUCAUCCCAAGGCGCUGCCAUUUGUCACUAUCACUAUGUACAUCAGGGGUUAUCUCCCGGAACAGCUUUGUAGUGUUGACACAAAACCGUCACCAUGAAGGUGCAAUAGUACCUGAAAUGUACACAGUUGCCACUCUGGCACUUGUAUUGUCCGAGUUCCUCUUAAUAAUCUCGUUAAGAACCAAGAAUCCUAUUAUUGUGUGAGUGAAGCUGUAUGAUUCCUACAUCAGCGAGGGCCCCGGCUGAGAUUGUAAUACAUAUUCUUCAAGAGGGAUCCAGAAGGGUAACCCAAAGAGCCCAAAGGGUGUAGCUGAAGCUCCUUGCAUCUUCCUUCUGUAUGGAAGUGAUGAAACCGCUGAUUAAAAAUGAAGACAGUUUUGAUGGGAAGUAUGCGGAGAAGAAAUACUCGCAACGACAUCUUCAACAUGCUGAAAGCAGGACAGAUAAGGAAGUGAUGAAACCUCUGAUUGAAAAUGAAGAUGAUUCUGAUGGAUUCGGCGAUGAGCACCAGUAUUUGCAAAGACGUCAACAUUCGGACAGCAAGGAUGGCCUCACAUUUUUUCAAACACUUAUCCAUCUUUUGAAGGGCAAUAUUGGAACGGGACUACUGGGGCUGCCUCUGGCAAUAAAAAAUGCAGGUCUUUUGCUAGGACCAAUAAGCCUUUUGUUUUUUGGAAUCAUAUCCAUUCACUGUAUGAACAUAUUGGUACGAUGCAGCCACUUUUUAUGUCAAAGAUACAAAAAGGCAAACCUGGGAUACAGUGAAACUGUCGGCCUUGCCCUUGAAGUUGGACCAAGUGGUUUCCUUCAACGACGCGCUUCAUUUGGAAGGAGUAUGGUUGACUGGUUUUUGGUGGUGACACAGCUGGGGUUUUGCAGCGUUUAUUUUGUGUUUUUAGCAGAAAAUAUAAAACAAGUAUUAGAAGUGUUUUUGGCGACCAAGUUACAGCAGCCGGGAAUAGGAGGAAUAUGGACCCUGGACCUACGGAUAUACAUGUUCUCUUUCCUUCCGCUGAUCAUCCCACUGGUGUUUAUUCGGGAUCUGAAGAACCUGUCUUUGUUAUCUUUCUUAGCCAAUCUCUCCAUGGCAAUCAGCCUCAUAAUCGUGUAUCAGUACGUAAUCAGGAAUUUAUCAGACCCUCGUGCAUUGCCGCUGGGAACGAGUUGGAAGACCUAUCCGUUGUUCUUUGGAACAGCUAUAUUUGCGUUUGAAGGAAUAGGCGUGGUGCUUCCUCUAGAGAAUCGUAUGAGGGACAAAAAAGACUUCUCCAAAGCUCUAAACAUUGGCAUGGCGAUAGUGACCGCUCUGUACAUCUCUCUAGCUACCCUGGGCUACUUUUGCUUUGGAGAUCAAAUCAAGGGCAGCAUAACACUCAACCUUCCGCAAGAUUCAUGGUUGUACCAGGUGGUAAAAAUUCUGUACUCGUUUGGGAUUUAUGUUACUUAUGCAAUUCAGUACUACGUUCCAGCAGAAAUCAUCCUACCUGCCGUCACAUCCAGAGUGCAAAAAACCAGGAAGCUCCUGUGCGAAUUCACUAUGAGAUUCUUCCUCGUCUGCCUUACCUGUGCCUUUGCUGUUCUGAUUCCCCGACUCGACUUGGUGAUUUCCUUCGUUGGCGCCGUGAGCAGUAGCACCUUGGCCCUGAUCCUUCCGCCGUUGGUCGAAAUCAUCACCUUUCAGAAAGAACAUUUAAGCCCGUGGGUCAUUGCGAAGGAUAUCGCCAUAGCCGCCAUUGGCUUUGUUGGCUUUCUAGCCGGAACAUAUGUAACAAUUGAAGAAAUGAUCUCCCCUAUAGUCUACAUGUCUCCGGUUGCUUCCGAAAGUAACUUCAGCGUACUUAACAACACUGUCUUAGGGGGCCAUUGAGGCUGAACGCUUUGAAUGGUACUUACUAUUCCAGUGCCUUUUGACUUGAAACAAAGCAACCUCUGUAAAUGGGAAUAGCAAUGUAUUUAAAGAAAAGUGGCUGUAUAUAAUGUGUUUCUCUGAAUUGGGCUUAGUAUAUUUUAUAUAUCUGUGUAUAUAGAAAGAAGUCAGCAAGGGUAAUAAGGACACGUUAUUAUUCUUUGCAAUUUUAUAGACCUUGAAUAACUUUUCAGUGGAUGUAGAUCUCAGUGUAGCUGCAGUUUUCGUAUUGACAAGAAUUGAAAUGCUGCUUUUUUAAAUUAGAAGCCU